AAUACAUAAAAAUGUCCAAUGCUGCUCACAAACACUGGCAAUGAAGCCACAAUCUCGUGCAGUUUACUCAAAUAACGUAAUUCUGGGGACUUUGUUUAUGUAACGUAAAGCAACAGUUUCUUAUCGACAAAUAUCAACGCACCAAUAUCAAGCUAGCUAACGUCCGUGAAAAUUGUUACCGCUUCUGUUAAUGCUAAAGCUAGCCAUCAAAGGUACGGCUGCCAACACGUUAUUUUAGAUUCAAGCAACGUAAGCUAACAUUAAGUUUGCCCGUCGAUUCAAGUGUCACAAGUAUCACGUUACACAAAAAUGCAAACACUUGCAUGCAACUAGGUAAAGGGCGCAUGGAUAACAGCAUGAAAAGGGGAAAAGUUUUAGGUAGCAACAGACAAUUCAUUAACGUUAGGUAACGAUAAUCACUGACGGGCCUGCAUUACCGAGGCUAGCCUUAACAUUCAUUCACAGAUCACUGCAGCUAGCUAAUGACUGAUAUCGAGCCAAAGCCGCAGUUUCAGCCUUCACUCAAAGGGGGACAAAGCCCUUUAACUUCAUCUUCAGCUAAACCUGCUUCUGAGUCCCUGGCCCAGCCUUUGAGCUACGCAGAAUUCGUCGUCCAGGGUAAAAGCAAUGUGGUUGUUCCUUCUCAGAGAGAGAGUCCCUCCAAACUGCUCAGGACUGAAGGUAUUGGAGUUAGCAACCUGAAGCAAGGUGAGUCAGCUUCGGUCCCGUCUGCCGCAGGAGGACGUGAGACAGUUCAGGACUGUGUUAAAGACACUGGAUGUGGAUCUAAAGCUGUCGAGAAGAGUGAUGAGACACAGAGAUCUGGCACAGACCAAAAAGAGGGGAACUGUCAAAGUUCAGAUCCAAACCUCAACCUGGGUCCCAAACCAGUGGGUUCUGGGAGCAGCAUUAUUGUCAGUCCUCGGCAGAGGGGAAAUCCCAUUCUGAAGUUUGUGAGAAGUGUCCCAUGGGAGUUUGGAGAUGUUGUGCCAGAUUAUGUCUUAGGCCAGACAACUUGUGCUCUAUUCCUCAGUUUGAGGUAUCACAAUCUCAAUCCAAACUAUAUCCAUGACCGUCUCAAGCUGCUUGGACAGACUUUCACCCUGCGAGUGUUACUGGUACAAGUGGAUGUGAAAGAUCCUCAUCAUGCGCUGAGGGAGCUGGCUCGCAUCUGCAUCAUGGCUGACUGCACUCUCAUCUUGGCUUGGAGUCCGGAGGAGGCAGGGCGAUACCUGGAAACAUAUAAGUCAUAUGAAAAGAAACCAGCAGAUGUACUGAAGGAGCAAGUUGAAAAGAACUAUCUGUCAAAGGUAACAGAUUGCCUGACCACUGUUAAGUCUAUAAACAAGACAGAUGCCAUUACCUUGCUGUCCACUUUCUCUUCUGUACAAGGAAUCAUGAGUGCCUCAAAGGAAGACUUGGUUCUCUGUCCAGGCCUUGGACCACAAAAAGCAAAGCGUCUCCAUGAUGUGCUGCAUAAACCCUUCCUCAAGUCGAAGACAAAAGACAGCUGAAAAUUCUCACUAAGGACGCGAGACAUGUUUUUUAAAAAAAGACCCCUGUUAAGUUUGUCAUCAUGUUUGAACAGUGUGCAAACACAUAAACGCACUUCAGAGGACGGAAUUGAAUACUGUAAACUUUUAAUGUACUGAGGUGAAGAAAGACCUGUAACGUGACCGUUGUGAUAUUAUUUGUGUAUUGUUGAAUUCAUUUUUUUAUGAAAAUAAAUACUUUGUAAUAU
Messenger RNA from Scatophagus argus, 1741 nucleotides. It is a transcript of the gene ercc1, whose product is annotated as excision repair cross-complementation group 1. The transcript has 9 exons. Bases 483 to 1514 code for a protein of 343 amino acids. Gene Ontology annotation, cellular component: nucleus; ERCC4-ERCC1 complex; nucleotide-excision repair factor 1 complex. Gene Ontology annotation, molecular function: single-stranded DNA binding; damaged DNA binding. Gene Ontology annotation, biological process: meiotic mismatch repair; UV-damage excision repair; mitotic recombination. The record is from RefSeq and is a predicted model, not a curated record. NCBI's taxonomy places the organism in Eukaryota, Metazoa, Chordata, Actinopteri, Scatophagidae.